Messenger RNA from Symbiodinium pilosum, 7872 nucleotides. Lineage: Eukaryota; Dinophyceae; Suessiales; Symbiodiniaceae. The record is from the annotation of a GenBank genome assembly.
AUGGCUGCUCAAGAGGGGCCGCCUGAGGUGGACAACUCUGCAGUCGGCGCGCCCCAAGGAGUUCAACACCGCCCGCAUGAGGGGCGCAGACGUAUUGCCUUCGGCCCAAACUCCAACACGCGUGCUGUCUUUCCAAGCAAUUUCGUCUCAACCACAAGGUACAAGCUUUGGACGAUUCUUCCUCUGAACUUGUAUGAACAGUUUCACCGUACAGCCAAUGUCUGGUUCCUCAUAGUGUCCAUCUUACAGAUGCUGCCGUUCAAGAUCUCGCCAACGACCUCUUGGGCUACUCUCGUGCCUUUGUGUAUAGUUCUUACUGCAACAUUCUGCAAGGAUGCGUACGAGGAUUUCAAGAGGUGGAGAGAUGAUUGCAGAGUGAACCAGCAGCUUUGCGCCACAUUCACAAUUCCGAAUGAAAAUGCACGCAACUCUUCUCGAGACAACUUCGAGAGCAUCAAGUGGUCCCAAGUGAGGGUAGGAUCCUUCAUCAAGAUCAUGAGGGACCAGCCGGUACCAGCAGACAUGCUGUUGAUCUACUGUCAGCCAGGCACUGUCGCUUAUGUUGACACGGCACAGCUGGACGGGGAGUCCUCACUGAAGGUGAAGCAGUGCGUGGAUGAGACCCACCACAUGGUGAAAAACACCUUACUUCGCAGUGUGGAAGGACACAUGGAAGCUGACAUGCCCAACGAAAUCGUAGGGCGCUUCGAUGGCUGCCUGUACCUGAAAGGUUUUCCGCGCGGAGUGCCAGUGGGACUCAAGAAUCUACUGCUGCGAGGAUCAACCAUCAGGAAUACCCAGUACGUCAUUGGGCUUGUGGUGUAUACCGGCGUGGACACCAAAAUGGUGCGAAACUCUAGUCGUUCAAUCUCCACGAAGCGCUCACACGUGGAGAUCAUGUCUAAUAAAUUGCUAAUCAUUGUUUUCUUUUUGCUUUUUCUAAUAUCCAUCGGCUGCGCGAUAGCAAGAGCUAAUCUGAUUGGUGAUUCGGCUGGUGCCCAGAAUCUGAGAUGGGUGUGGAAUGCAGAGAAUGAAUACCAGCUGCAAGACAAUCCUUAUCUCGCAAUCCUCACCUUUUUGAUUGGCUACAACAACCUCAUCCCCAUCAGCUUGUAUAUGACGACGGACUUGGUCCGGGCGAUUCAGGCUUUCAUCAUGGAGAAGGAUGAAAGCAUGUACUAUGCUCAGGGCAAGACUCCUUGUACGGUUCGCACCUCGGCGCUUUGCGAGGAUCUUGGCACGGUGGAUUUUGUUCUCACUGACAAGACCGGGACUCUGACGCAGAACGAGAUGUGCUUCAAAGCCUGUUAUGUGGAUGGCCAGACAUACGGCUACUGGUCAAACGUGGCAGAUGAGUCCUUGGAUGGCACCAGCCAUCCAGCGCAGGAGAGUUAUGGUUAUCCAAGUGAUCAUAUUGAGAGGAUCCCAACACGAAGCGUUUGCUGGCCUCUCAGCCCGCUUCUUUGGGGCAUUCCCAGUGAUGAAGACCCACAUUGGAGCUAUAGCCUCGAGUCCGCGGUUCACAACUUCUUCCUCUGCCUUGCCACUUGCCAUACCGCAAUGCCAGAGAAGAACCAGGCCACCUUCUCGACUACGACCAGCAAGCGAGCAGCAAAGUUAGAGACGCUGAGUGAUGUCGAGUAUGUGAUGCAAAAUGACCCAGGCAUGCGUGGCCUAAGCCAACAGGACGUUCGAUUGCGAAUGGAGCUGCUACUGGACGCAAAUCAAACACAGUUUCGGAGCCAGUCACCAGAUGAGGAGGCCUUGCUAGCAAUGGCCCGUGACUUUGGCUUCUUCUUCAAAGAGCGUCAUGGCAACAAGAUCACCAUCAACAUCCGGGGCCAAGAGGUGCACUACACCGUGCUCAUGGUCAACGAAUUCUCCUCUGAGCGCAAGCGGAUGUCAGUCCUUGUGCGUCAGUGUUCCGAAGCUGGUGUCAUACCGCAGACGUCCCAGCACAUGGUCAGCAGCAUACUGCUGGGAGCAGGGGGUGCCAUGUCCAUGGAGAACCUCCCGCACGUGUCUGAAGGCUCUUACAUCUUGUUCGCCAAGGGUGCCGACUCAGUAAUGCUGGAUCGCAUGCGUCAGAAAGAUGAGAGGGCACGCCAAGCUGAAUUUCACGGCUUGGAUGAUAUGACCCAUGCUCUGUCCCUGGAUCCAGAUCGGUCCAAUGAGGAGCCUAGUCAGGCCAGCCCUCGCAGUCUAGACGGCAGAGGUAAAAGAGGCAAUCGAGCUGGCCUAGCGAUGGGUCUCACUGCCGGAGGGUCCGAAGGGAAGUUGCGGGGGCCGAAAGUUCCAUCCCCUUGCUCCUCAGCUGGCCUUGCGGCGGCUCGGGCACCGAUGGAGCCACCAAUGCCCAGUGGUAACCCUGCAAUGCUGGACCCAGACGAGCAUUCAGUAAACACUUCGAGACUUUCAGCGAAGUAUGACCAGGCGGCACGCAGCGCUGGGCUCAUGAGUUGGUGUUCACGUAAUGGGCCGGAGGGCACCAUCGACUCUGGUGAGCCAGACGAGUGCCCGCGCAAGAAGAAGAUGCGCAUGGCUAAAGAGCAGGUCCGACACUUUUCCAUGCAUGGUCUGCGGACACUUGUUUGUGGCCAGCGGGUGCUCACGGAUGCAGAGGCUGAAGCUUACAUUAAGAAGUGGCAAGGGGCUCGAACAUCCUUUUUCAACCGCGAUGAGCUUCUGAAUCGGGUGAUGGAUGAAAUGGAGCGAGACUUCGAUUUGCUGGGAGUCACGGCCGUCGAGGACAAAAUCCAAGUCGGGGUUCCAGAGACUGUUCAGAUGUUGCUUGAUGGCGGCGUUCGCAUCUGGAUGCUCACAGGAGACUGCGUCGAGACAGCCGUGAACAUUGCUAGCAUUUGCCGCCUAAUUGAGCAUCGCUCUAACCUGUACUACCUCACGUGUGAGGAAACACCUGCCAGUGGGCACAGUGACUCGCAGAGCGCCCUCCUGCUGGAGGAGAGGCUCAGGUAUAUCCAUGAUGGGAUCUUAAAGGAGCUGAAGCACACUCAGGGUAAAGGAUUUCACUACAGUUUGGUGCUUAAUGGCCCGGCAUUGUAUGCGAUCCUAGAAGCUCCAGACACCGUCCUGUACAAGCUGUUUGUCACAGUUGCUUGCAAUUCCUGCUCUGUCAUUGCCUGCCGACUCUCUCCAGCACAGAAGGCUUCGCUUGCAGAGCUCAUCAAAAAGGACGUGCCAGGCUCUCCGAUAACCUUGGCUGUGGGCGAUGGUGGCAACGAUGUGAGCAUGAUUCAGAAAGCCCACAUCGGGGUUGGCAUUGCCGGUGCAGAAGGCCGCGAAGCAGUCAAUGCUGCCGACUUCGCUAUUGGCCAAUUCCGUUUCUUGAGGUCCCUCCUCUUUGUCCACGGACGAAGCAACAUUCGACGCAUCGGGAUGGUGAUUGGCUACUCUUUUUACAAGAACUUCCUGCUCGUCCUCAGCAUGGCAUGCUAUGCUCCUUUCACUGGCUUCAGCGGCACCACUUUCUACGAUCCCUACCUGAUCAUGAUGUACAAUGUGGUUUUCACCAACGUGCCCAUCUUCAUUGUCGGGGCGUUAGAUGUUGAUGUCUAUGCUCCCGCGGCCUUAACCUUACCAAAGCUGUACCUCUUUGGCAUGAGCAAUGCGUACUUCAAUUACCGGAUACUGGUCACUUGGCUCCUCCGUGGCACCAUCCAUGCCUUGGUUAACUUCAGUGUCGCUGCUGUCUUCCUGGGCGGGGUAGGCGGCUCAGCAGGGGCAUUUCCUGAGUACUUAUCCCUGGGCACUUGGUCUUAUUGGAGCUGUGUCGUGGUGGCGAACUCCACCCUGCUGCUGCACACACAGGUUUGGAUGGACUGGCAGUUGCUCAUCUCCCUCAUAUCCAUCGCAUUGUUUCCGCCCAUCCUCAUGAUUUACUCCUUGCCCAGCAUGGCCAACAUCUUCAAUCCGUCCUUUGUCGAGGUGGCCCCACAUAUCUUUCAGUCCGGGCCCGGAUGGCUUAGCCUGUUGCUGGUGCUGGCCCUGUCCGUUCUCGUGGAGUUGGCGAUGGAUGCCUGGCAGAGGAUCAACAAGCCUGACCUUGCAAGGAGGGUCCAAGAGUUCCAGCGCAUCAUGACUUACGCCAAGGAUGCCCCGGAAGUACCGACACUUCAUCGGUCAGUGUCCCCAGCUAUACCAAGCAAUAGUCGUGACAUGAGCAUUGUGCCAGGUGUGCCAGGUGCUGGGCGUGGUCAGUCGCCAGCCUCGCCUACCUCGCCGACGUCACCCAUGUCACCGACGGGUGUGACACACAACGAGCUCCUAUGGAAUGCAAACCUGAAGCUGGAGAAGCUUUUUCCCGCUGCUUUGGUGAAUUCCAUCCCAUGGAGUUACAAGCGCCGCAAUUACAACCAGGGCGACUUCCAAGCUGAAGCAGCGCAGCUGAAGGAGUACACGAAGCAUGCCACUCACCCACCCACAAAGAAGCCAGGGCUUCGAUUAAUCAUGGAGCGCCCUUAUCGAGAUGAAGAUCUUGCUCCAGAUCCCACUUCCUGCUGUUUCUGUUGCGGCAAGCGCGGAAUCAAGGCCAAAGAGUGGCGGCAGACUGUGAGUCAGAUGCAAUGGUGUCAGGUCAGCUUACUCUCAGACGUGCUGGGCAAUAAGACUUCCCAAGACCAAGAUGAUGCGACCAGCAAUCUCACACUUGCAGAGCGACUCUCGCAAGUCACAGGAAUGCAGCUGGAACUCUUGGAUCUGGAUCAGAUCGCUGAGCGUAAGCAGCACAGUGCGAGCGCCAACACGGUGGGCCAGCCAAAUCCGGAGCACAAAGCACAGUCCCGCUUCAGCGUGAAGUACACCACUGAGUUCGUCUACAACAUCUUCACGCUGAAGUUCAGAUCCAGCUUGCAUGAGCAAGCAUUCUGCCAGAUGUUUGACGAUGCUAGUCGCAAUCAAUUUUUCGUUUCAGCCCGUGUGCUGACUCUACUGCUUGUUGGCUUUCAAGUUGUGAGGCUGCUGGCCUAUUCUGUUGCGCCUUCAGACCCCUCUGAAGUUCUGUUGACCGUGGCAGUCAUUGCGGGCUUUGCACUGGGAUGCGAGGUGUUACUCAUUCCGCUCCGGUUUGAGAGGAUCAGUGCCUUCCACGCAACGUACCUGACAGCUGCCUGUUGCUUCUUGAUCUUGGUGAAGCAUGCAGUGGAGUUCACGUACAACUAUUCCGGGUAUGUUUUGGAUGCUAUUCUGCCAUUGGUUUUCUGUGCUGGUGCAAACAUGCGAUUUCCAUCGGCAAUUGGGGUGCUCUUUUUGCACAUUACCAUGGUGACAAUCCACUCCACUUUCUUCCUGAAUGAAAACACGUGCAUUGUAGGCAAAGGUACCAAGCAAGAGGUGAAUGUGUGUAAUGACGAGGGGCGCCUGCUGGUUGAGUUCUCCACGAUCCAAUUCGGCCUAGUGCUUCUUGUCGGUGCCUACAUGUAUCUCUCGGAGAGAUUCGCUCGCCACAGUUUUGCUUGGGAUGAUCGCAUUGGCACAGCCAGGAACGCUGACCGGGAUCUCUUGAAAGGAAUGUAUCCAGAAGACGUCGUGGAAGCAGUUCGAGAGUCCUUCCGCAACCAGCAGCAGAUCAGCGUGACAGAGCAAAAGGUGUCAACCACCAAGACCAUUUUUCAAGAGCGCGGCGUCGUGACGGUGGUCUUCAUUGACAUCUAUGCCUUUGAAAAGGUCGUGGCCCAAUUGGCUCCCAAUGAGCUGGUAGAGCUGCUGGAUCGUGUCUUUACUCAGAUUGACAACAUCUGCCAAGAACAUUCCAUCGUGAAGAUUGAGACUGUGGGGAAGACCUUCGUGGCUGCUGGAAUGAUCGACUUCAAGAAAAAGUCAGCUCGGAAUAGCGUGCAGGUGAAGGCUUUCCUUUGCGUGGAGGCUGCAAAUGCAGUCCUGCGACUUUUCAGCCGAUGCACUACCGGAAUUGAGCAGAUGGAAAAGCUUUCAUUGAAGAUCGGGAUCAACACCGGAAAUGUGAUCUCUGGGGUGGUCGGCUCACAAAAGCCGCAAUUCGCCCUUUUCGGUGACACGGUGAACACGGCAUCCCGGAUGAUGAGCACCGGGCAGGUGGACCACAUCCAUAUCUCUGCCAGCACCUAUGAGCAUGUCAAGGGUGAGCCACAUUACACGUGGACGGCCAGGAAGACCUUUGUCAAAGGCAAGGGUGACAUGGAUACUUACUUGCUGCAAAAUGAAACAAGCCGCCGAAGGCAGGUGUCAAGUGGACUGACUCACGUCAACCGGGCAAAGUCUCAAGCUCGGGAAGGGAGUAUGAUCAAUGUGGGUCCCGAGGUGCUUGCAGCCAGUGAAAAUCGCUCAAAGAUGUUUUGCCGGAUGCUCUCUCGAGCCUGGGUCAUGGACUGCAUCAGGAAGUUCAUUUCCUUCUGUGUUCGGGCAUAUGAGCUGGAUUGCCUGAAGACAAAGCAGGAGCGCUCACUCCUGGCCUCUCUGGCUCUCUUUUGGUGCAUUUUCUGCUUGGAGUCUUUUUACAUCUGGAUCGGGGACACUGGAGAACGUGCUUCAGACUUACAAAUUUUCUUCAACAUCCGUCUGCCUUUCGCAAUCGUGCUCUUUGCAGUCAUUGUGUGUGGCUUCGUUGUGGUUUCUUGGCAGGGUUGUACACUUUCUCUAGGAGAUGAUGCAAGGCAGCAGAAGGGGCAACAUCUUCCUGAAAGAGCUGACUACAGCGAAACUGCAGACGGCACUGGCCUGGAAGUGUCUGAAGAAGAGGAGGCGCUUCAAGACCCACAGCCACAACGACAUGGCUGGCCACGCGAAGUUUAUUAUUUUGGUAUCUCAGUAGUGCUUCUUACUGCUGGCUACAUCUGUGCCGUCAGCUCAUCGCUUUAUGGCCUGGCAAAUGGGCGGUUUCAGGAAGUAAGCUAUUGGAUCUACUUUGAAUCCAUGUUCUACCUCUCGGCUAUGAUGCAUCUGAAUGUUCUCCGGGCAACUCUGGGUGCUUUUGCAUCUGGCUUUGCCAUCGUUUUGCCUGCCACGGUGUUGGGAGCAUUAGCUGACUUCCCAUCGGGGCUUAUCUACCCCAGCGCGGCAUACAUUCUGCAGAUGCGAAUCAUCCAGAGUCUGAAGUGGUACCAGCUCAAAAGCUUAGAGGGCUUGAGGAUGGUCGAGAUGGAGCACAAGGAGUGCUAUUCCCUGCUCAACUCUUUGCUGCCCCAGGAAGUCUUGGAGUCUAUGCAAUCGGACACCCUGCAGCUCGCGUAUACAUACAGGGAUAUGACGCUGCUCUUUGCUGACAUUGUGGGCUUUACGAAGUAUUGCGCCACGCAUCAGGCAAAUGAAGCCGUCAGACUUGUGACGCACCUUUUCGCAAGGUUUGACGACUGCUGCAAGCUGCUGGGUGCCUACAAAGUCUGUACCAUAGGUGAUGCCUACUUGGCCGUGAACGAGCCAAAGACGGAGCAUGAGGAUAAGGUCAUUGGUGCCAGCGUGCUUCUGCACCUUGCCAUGUCUAUGCUGCGGGUCAUUGUGACCGUUCGAAACGAGGUCCAGCAUGAAGGCCUUGACAUGAGGAUUGGGCUUCACCAUGGUCAGUUCGUGGCAGGCGUGAUUGGGAGCAACCAGCUUCGCUUCGACAUUUGGGGUGAAGACGUGCUCAUAGGCAACCAGAUGGAGUCAGAAGGUGAACCUGGACGCAUCAACUGCAGCGCUACGUUUGUAGAGGUGAUCCAGGCACACUUCCCACAGUUCAGCUUCACAGAGCACAAGGUCAUCGCCUGCUCUGGAAGCAAAAAGACCAUGCAGAGCUACCUUCUUGACAAGCCUCAUGGCAUUGGCACAGGCAAGGUGGCCAGCACACCGAGUGGCAAGAUGCCACGGAACAGUGAGCGAAAGAGCAAGCGCGCCCGAUGA